Messenger RNA from Staurois parvus, 479 nucleotides. The record is from the annotation of a GenBank genome assembly. Lineage: Eukaryota; Metazoa; Chordata; Amphibia; Anura; Ranidae.
GGUCUCAGGCCCCCAGGCAGAGCAACAGGUCUCGGGCCCCCAGGCAGAGCGGCAGGGCGCCGGACCCCCAGGCGGAGUGAACAGGUCUCGGGCCCCCAGGCGGAGCGGCGGGCGCCGGACCCCCAGGCGGAGCGACAGGUACCGAGUCACCAGGCACGACAGUGGGCUCCGAGUCAACUGGCAUGACCGCUGGCACUGGGUCAGACAUUGGAUCGUCUGGCUGGACAGCGGGCAUCGGGUCACCAGGCAUCAGGUCAUUUGGCUCGACAGCGGGCACCGCGUCAUCUGGCAAGGCAGUGGGCACCAAAUCACCAGGCACGACAGUGGGCUCUGAGUCAAUUGGCACGACAGCGGGCACCCGGUCAUCAGGUACCGGAUCGUCUGGCUCGACAGCAGGCACCGGGCAGCCUGACCCAACAACAGGUCACCUGAAAUGACGCGGGACGUCAGGACAGGCAACUGGAAGUGCGUUGACGCGU